Lytechinus pictus (painted urchin) is the source of this 813-nucleotide messenger RNA. RefSeq names its product golgin subfamily A member 6-like protein 25. Lineage: Eukaryota; Metazoa; Echinodermata; Echinoidea; Temnopleuroida; Toxopneustidae. The transcript has a single exon. Bases 1 to 813 code for a protein of 270 amino acids. The record is from RefSeq and is a predicted model, not a curated record.
AUGAACAAAGAAAAAACAAAAGAAGAAGAAAAGCUCCAUCCUUCCAAGAGUUUGAGAGUAACCUCAAUAAGAGAAGACGACAAGAUCCGGAAUACAGAGAAAAUGAACAAAGAGAAAACAAAAGAAGAAGAAAAGAUCUAUCCUUCCAAGAGUUUGAGAGUAACCUCAAUAAGAGAAGACGACAAGAUCCGGAAUACAAAGAAAAUGAACAAAGAAAAAACAAAAGAAGAAGAAAAGAUCUAUCCUUCCAAGAGUUUGAGAGUAACCUCAAGAAGAGAAGACGACAAGAUCCGGAAUACAAAGAAAAUGAACAAAGAAAAAACAAAAGAAGAAGAAAGGAUCCAUCCUUCCAAGAGUUUGAGAGUAACCUCAAGAAGAGUAGAAGACAAGAUCCGGAAUACAAAGAUAAUGAACAAAGAAAAAACAAAACAAGAAGAAGAGAUCCGUCCUUCCAGGAGUUUGAGAGUAACCUCAAUAAGAGAAGACGACAAGAUCCGGAAUACAAAGAAAAUGAACAAAGAGAAAACAAAAGAAGAAGAAAAGAUCUAUCCUUCCAAGAGUUUGAGAGUAACCUCAAGAAGAGAAGACGACAAGAUCCGGAAUAUAAAGAAAUUGAAAAAAGAAACAAUAGAAAGAGAAGAAGAGCUCCGUCAUUCCAAGAAUUUGAGAGAAACAUCAACAAACAAAGGAGAAGCAAUCCAGCAUACAGAGAGAAAGAAUCUAAAGAUGACGCUUUACGUAAACAAAGCAACAGAUUUCCCUCCAAUACAAUUGAUGAACUUGUGGAGCACUUUAAAGAAGCAGUAUCAGUAG